This is a messenger RNA of Phragmites australis (common reed), 826 nucleotides long. Its product is annotated as protein OXIDATIVE STRESS 3 LIKE 3-like. Lineage: Eukaryota; Viridiplantae; Streptophyta; Magnoliopsida; Poales; Poaceae. The transcript is spliced from 2 exons. The record is from RefSeq and is a predicted model, not a curated record. Bases 170 to 655 code for a protein of 161 amino acids.
GUGCCAGUAUAUAUAUGGGCCACCCCACCGGCGCUGCGGAGGCCAGUGCCCAGACUCGCGAGAGAUCAGAGAAGGGAAACGAAACGGCUCAGAGAGAGCAGGAAGCAGCUAGCUGCGUUUUCGUGGCGAGGGGAGUAGUUCAGACGUUGCCGCCGACAAGAGCUUCAGGAUGGCGGCGCACCAUGAGGAGGGGAACGAGGAGCUGUUCGAGACGACGUCGUCCGUCUCCGGCGGCGAGUCCGACGCCGACGGCGAGGACCAGUUCCUGGACAGCGCGAGGGAGGGUACGUGUGACCAGGACCACCGCCUGUUCGUGCCGCAGCCGCUGCGGAGGAUGAACUCGGACAGCAUCUACGACAUGUCGUCCAUGACGUUGCAGAUCCCAUCCAAGAAGAAGGGGUUGUCGCGGUACUACGAGGGCAAGUCCCAGUCGUUCACGUGCAUGUCGGAGGUGAGGUGCCUGGAGGACCUGCAGAAGAAGGACAGCGCCUACAAGCAGAAGAUCAAGUCGUGCAAGAGCUACGUCGCGCUGGGAGGGAUGGCCAAGAAGCCCUCCUCGAAUUCCUGCGCGAAUCGGGACCUCGUAGCCGCCAACGGGUUCAGGGCGCCCCCGAUUCAUGUCAACAAGAACGGAUAUCACCAGCAGGCGAGCUAGAGUACUGCAGGAACGUUUUUGUUCUCGAGGAUCUCUGAAUUUCUUUUCUUUUCUUUUUUGUCUUCCCACUACUUCUGCAGGAAUUUUCUUCACGGGCGCAUUAGUCUCUGAAAUUUUACGUGUUAAACUGUUCCUUGCUCUUAUCAAUAGAGAAACUUAGACCGUUUCGCA